UCAGCUUAGCCAGUUGGACACACAGACACACUGCUUUCAGAGGCACCGCAGGACCCUGUGGAAUAGAUACAUCCCAUAUUCACUGAGUGUGUGAGAGGGAGAAGGAGAAAGAUGGACAUCCUGGAGACGGACGCCUAUGAUAGGAGACAGCGCAGGAACACGUCCUGCAUUCUGUUUCUUUUUCUCCUUCCUUUCUUUGCUUCUGCAGCAUUGUAUUUCUACCUGUGGAUCCCAGAUUCUGCUCCGUCCAUCCUGGCUGCAGGUGUGAAGGCAGCCCCCGUGCUCUCAUUGGCUUUUGUGGUUCUGAGUUACAUUGGGGGGAAGAGCCUGCUGGGCGUGGCUGGAGGGCUGGUGAUGUCAGCAGGGGGAGACAUCUGUCUCAUCUGGCCACAUCUUUUCCUCCUGGGAAUGGCCUGCUUUGCUCUGGCCCACCUGCUGUACUCUCUUUCCUUCCUUACUUCACGUUAUUCCUCUCAAUCCUCUUCUUCCUGUGGCCUCUACUUCUUCUACCUCCUGCUCUGGGUAGCAAGUGGUGGAAUUUACGUCUAUCUCCUGCCCUUCCUCCAGAAGUCACCGGAGCCUGAGGUUUUUGUCCCGGCUGUUGGAGGUUACGCGCUUCUCAUCGUUCUGAUGGCGACGCUUGCGGCACGAACGAGGCGCCCUCUGGUUCUGCUAGGUGGCCUGGUCUUCAUGGUGUCUGACUUCACCCUUGCGCUGCAGCAUUUUAAAGUUGUUGAGCAUCUGGAUCAUGGCAAGCAUAUUGUCAUGACAACGUACUACCUGGCCCAGCUGCUGAUCGCCAUUGGUGACGUGAAGGCGACGAUGGCAGAACAGGGCGAAGAGUUCCACAAAUGGAAGAGGUCAUAGGGGCGGUGUGGAGACAUGGGCAUGUGGGACUAAUGCAGACUUCAUACAGACGGAUAUGAAUCAUUACUUACACUUAUACUGUAUUCUGUAUUUAAAUGUUUACGUAAUGUAUAGGUCGUAAGUCUGUAUUGUUUAAAUGCAUCUACUAGGUUUUAAAAGGCCAGCAAACAUAAAUAUUAUUUAUAGCUACUGACCAUGCUUAUCAUUUGAGCACAAACUAGGACAUGUCUGGUCAUGACUCUACUUAGACUAUACUAUAUUUCUUACAAUAUUAAAAUAACCAAAAACUCUCAAACGAUAAGUAAGAAACGUUGAAUAAACUUGGGAAAUCUACACAUCUAA
Pangasianodon hypophthalmus (striped catfish) is the source of this 1209-nucleotide messenger RNA. RefSeq names its product transmembrane protein 86B (gene tmem86b). The record is from RefSeq and is a predicted model, not a curated record. The transcript has 3 exons. Gene Ontology annotation, cellular component: membrane. Bases 112 to 867 code for a protein of 251 amino acids. Lineage: Eukaryota; Metazoa; Chordata; Actinopteri; Siluriformes; Pangasiidae.